This is a messenger RNA of Physella acuta, 840 nucleotides long. RefSeq lists its product as uncharacterized. NCBI's taxonomy places the organism in Eukaryota, Metazoa, Mollusca, Gastropoda, Physidae. The record is from RefSeq and is a predicted model, not a curated record.
UGUUUCUGCAGGUAGACACGUUCAGAGAUGCCAGAAAAUUUUUGUCUGAUACACAUGGCAGAACUUCCAGGCUGCCUAAUGAAGGAUGAUAGCGUUUAUCUGAAUCAGAUCAUUCACAGAUACUUGUGUACAUGUCAUAUUGACCUGAUACAGCGUGCCAAAAUUCUGGCCACAAGUGCCGUGCACAUUUUCCUGAGGUUUUUCCCGCCAUUAUUCUUCUUCCGGUGGUUUGUGACAUGCGCACUACUGGCUUCUGAAAUAACACUGGCGGCAUUGAUAGAUGUUACCAGCAUUUGUCGAACGAACCUGAAGAAACCGAAGAGCAAGUCACCCAAUGCAAGUGGUACUCACAAGAUGGCGGAUCAUCAUGGGAGUCUCACCAGACUGAUUAGUCUGAUUCUUAUUCAAGUACUCGCUCAAUGGGCCAUCCCAUUGGGCCAACUAGCGGCACUUGUACUGCUCCGACUGUGCCACACCUCCCAUCAGCUGGCGGGGGUGGACAUGUUCACUGACCCGUCACACAAGCAGCAGAAGAUACUUCUCUACCGACGUCUGCUGGGGAAGGUCACGUGUGACGGCGAUGGAGGGGCUGACGGGAAGGAAGAUAUCAAGCAGAAGAAAGAGUGGCUUGUUGACCACGCUAUAGACGGCGCCAUUAGGGCGGGAGUCACGUGUCCACCAAUGAAACUCGUCUUUCAAGUGUUGGGAGUCAGAGAAGGGAUGAACUUGGCAAGGGAGAUAACUGCUCGUUAUUGGAACAAGCACCUGAUAAAAGAACCCGACGAUGUGACAUGUGAUGUCUCAGGAUACGUACAUGCAGUAUGUCUUUUCAUCUGUUAG